AUGCGCCACUUUGACGCCUGGCUCCUCCGCGACCCCUACUCCAUCUUCCACUACUAUCCCACCGGCCGCCGCUGGCAAGAGACCGUCCGCGACCUGAUCCACGACCGCAAGAUCUGUUCGCCCAUCGAAUCUCCGUCCAAUCCGCCCGUCAACCUCAAUGCGCAUCCCAUCCACCCGCAGUCCGACUCGCUGUUCAUGACCCGUCUGCCGCCGGAGAUCCGCCUGCGCAUCUACCAGUACGCCUUUGGCGAUGAAGUCGUGCAUCUCGUGCAGCUGAAGGACAAGAUCCGGCAUGUGCGCUGUCCCCACGCGGACUCGUCGCUCGAUCGCAAUCGGAGAUGUUGUCCGGUGACGCCGGCGCGAUGGCGGCUUGACACUAGCAGCAGCAGCCCGUCUACAACCAGCACUACCAGUAGUAAUGCCACCACUGCUACUACCGCAGCUCCCGCUGCGGUAGUCCUCUAUCCCCACACCCACCCAGCCCUCCCCUCGCACCUCAGCACCUCCUCCCUCCCCCUCCUACGCACCUGUCGCGCCAUCUACGCCGAAGCCGCCGACCUGCCCUACACAACGCCGACCUUCGACGUCGACGACCUGCACACCUUCAUCGCGUUCGCGCAGACCAUCGCGCCGCAGCAUCUGCGCGCGCUGAAACGCCUCUCCGUGCACUACACGCCGGUUUGGCAGCCGCUGUCGGGCCAGUCACACAAAUCCUCCAUCUACGCGCACACGCAUAACGACGAGCUGUGGACGCGGUUCUGGGACCGGGUCGCGGCGUGCUCCGGCCUCGAGCAGUUGCAUCUUACCCUCGAUCUCGGGAGGUUUACCUCCACUGCUCCUGCGGGUCCUGGGGCCCCCGGGUUGGUGGGGGGUGUAGGUGGCGGUGGGGGUGGGCUGCGGCUGGCGAUUGAGGAGCCCUGGGUUGCGCCUAUCCUUGCGGUGCGCGGGUUGCGUCGGUUUGAGCUUGCGGUCACGGCGCGGGCGGACCCCCGGGCGAAGGCGCGGCUUGAACGCGAGCUUGUGCGCGAUGCGGUUGUUCUGCGGGAUCGGUUGCGCGAGGUGCUUUGCUCGCCGGGGGAUUAUGAGUUGUCUGAUGGGGAGGGGCAGAGUGAAAGUAGUGUGCCCUGUGCUGGCGGGAGGCGUCCCCGGCUGGCUAUCACGGCGGCAUAG
Molecule: messenger RNA, 1170 nt
Organism: Aspergillus terreus NIH2624
Lineage: Eukaryota; Fungi; Ascomycota; Eurotiomycetes; Eurotiales; Aspergillaceae
Exons: 1
Coding region: 1-1170 (389 amino acids)
Source: RefSeq, a predicted model, not a curated record